Molecule: messenger RNA, 785 nt
Organism: Alosa sapidissima (American shad)
Lineage: Eukaryota; Metazoa; Chordata; Actinopteri; Clupeiformes; Clupeidae
Product: serologically defined colon cancer antigen 8 homolog
Exons: 4
Coding region: 254-658 (134 amino acids)
Biological process (GO): neuron migration; centrosome cycle; tube formation
Cellular component (GO): centriole; centrosome
Source: RefSeq, a predicted model, not a curated record
UGUGUGUGUGUGUGUGUGUGUGUGUGUGUGUGUGUGUACUGACCAAGCUGCGUGUUUCAGUGGUCUGUUGGUGAGAUUGAUGGCCGGUGUGCGUGUGUGUGUGUGUACUGACCAAGCUGCGUGUGUUUUGGGGGCAGUUGGUUAAAUGGAUGCCUUGUGUGUGUGUGUGUGUGUGUGUGUGCGGGGGUGUGUGUGUGCGCGUGUGUUCUGACCACGCUGUGUGUGUGUGUGUAUUUUUGGGGCAGUUGGUGAGAUGGAUGCCCUGCUCAGCUCCCAGAACGACCUCAUCAUCCGGCUGAAGGAGGAGUGUCGAGGUCUCGGCCAGAAACUGGAGGAAGUCACCGAGAGCAGCAGGUUAGAGGUGGAGCAGCUGACUGCAGAGAGGGCUUACCUGCAGGAGAGUGUGGAGAAGGUGAAGGCUCGCUGUCACAACAUGGAGGAGCAGUGUGUUCAACACGGCAGGAUGCACCAGCGCAUGAAGAAACGGCUGCAGCAGUUGGAUCAGCACUGUCAGUCCAGCGCCCAGCAGGUGAUGGAGCUCCUGGGGAAACAGAACCAGCUGAUGCAGGAGAGACAAGAGCUGGCCCAAGAGAUGCAGAACUUACGCAUAAACACACAGACACCUGGAGCUGGACAGUCCGACUCGCCCUCCACCUGAAAUGAAGACCUUUUGUGACUUGUGUUUUUGUUUUCAUUGUAUGUCGUUGUUCUGAGUACAUCACAUCUCAGAAUAACAACCCAAACAGGUCCAUGUUAUAUUAACAAAGUGCUGUUUUAAGAACAAC